Messenger RNA from Solanum pennellii, 1055 nucleotides. RefSeq names its product photosystem I reaction center subunit III, chloroplastic-like. Gene Ontology annotation, cellular component: chloroplast thylakoid membrane; photosystem I; photosystem I reaction center. The record is from RefSeq and is a predicted model, not a curated record. The coding region runs from base 188 to 874 and encodes 228 amino acids. Gene Ontology annotation, biological process: photosynthesis. Lineage: Eukaryota; Viridiplantae; Streptophyta; Magnoliopsida; Solanales; Solanaceae. The transcript has 2 exons.
CAACUCUAUUAGCCAAUCAAAUCCCUCCACCUAAGCUCCCUUUCAACUCCUUAUCCUCUCUCUUGAUCGCCAAUCCUUUCUUCCACAAAUCCUAAAAAAACCAUCCUUUCACUCUCCACACUCCAAUCUUCCUCUGUUUUCUUGGGGAAAAAAAACACAAAAAAAAAGAGAGGAAAAAAAAAACAACAUGUCUCUUACUAUUCCUUCAAACCUUUCAAAACCCAUUUCAACAUCUAAAUUUGGGUCUCAAUUUACCACAAAACAAAGAACUUCAGCCAUUGUGUGUUGUUCAAACCAGACCCCUGUUUCUAAUUCAACAGAGGAAAGUUGUUCAUCAUUAAAGGCAUUCUCUGCCGCGCUUGCUUUGUCUUCUAUUCUAUUGUCAGCACCAGUUCUUCCAGCUUCUGCUGACAUCUCAGGUCUCACCCCUUGCAAGGAUUCAAAACAGUUUGCUAAAAGGGAGAAGCAACAAAUCAAGAAGCUUCAGAAUUCUUUGAAGCUUUACUCUCCUGAUAGCGCCCCUGCACUUGCUAUCAAUGCCACUAUUGAAAAAACUAAACGCAGGUUCGACAACUACGGUAAACAGGGACUGUUAUGUGGAUCAGAUGGACUGCCACAUUUGAUAGUGAGUGGUGACCAGAGGCAUUGGGGUGAGUUCAUCACACCAGGGAUCCUCUUCUUGUACAUUGCUGGAUGGAUUGGAUGGGUAGGAAGGAGUUACUUGAUUGCCGUAAGAGAUGAAAAGAAACCAACAAUGAAAGAGAUCAUCAUCGAUGUUCCGUUGGCUAAUAGGCUCGUCUGGAGAGGCUUCAUCUGGCCUGUUGCUGCUUACAGAGAGUAUUUGAAUGGAGAUCUCAUUGAUCCUAAUGUCUAAUUUCAUAUAAUCGCGCUUUCACUUGUUUAUAUGAUGAAAAGAACAUUGAUUGCGAUGGAUGAUUGUUAAUUACUUCUAUAUUUUAUUACGGUGUUAAAAGAUUGUAAGUAUUGUACGUGGCUAUAUCCGCAGUUCUAACAUGAAUUUCAGAUAUCAGAUGGUUAAAUAAGAGUUUUACGGA